GCUUGCAUUCCCAACUAUUAAUAACAUUCAGUGUGUUCGGUCAACAUUAUCUUGUGACCGGCUGAGGUUUUCCAAAGGGAUAUUCGGACGAGUCUGUCACUGGAUAAAUCCAAACGGAAGCUCAAAGGAAGAACUAAAGGUCUCGGGGUCCAUGUCACGGGAAACGUUCGUCUUUUCAUCUGCCUCCCUCCGCUCUCUCAGGCUGGAACAGGAGAUGCAGGACUGGGAAGAGGCAAGGCGGGAGCUGGCCCACAGGCGAGCCAUGACUCGGAGGCCACUGCCCCCUGCUCUCAGUACCAGACCCCAGCCCAGACCCAAGACCGGCAAGAUUCAGGAGGUCAGGGCACCACCACCGCAGAUCCGCUGCAGGGACCCAGCAGUCCACAACACAUUCAUGUGCGGAGACAUGGCUGGCAUCUACGCUGUUCUUAAGGAACCCGGCAUGGUGAAUGCACUGAUGGAGACUGUUCAGGAUGAAAUGUUGUGGGCACCAGAAAUUGGCAUGUGGACCCUUUCCACCAAGACCAAGCAGACAUCUGCACUGCGCCUGGCAGCCAGCAGGGGGCACUCUAGCUGUGUGGAGGAGCUGAUGUUUCGUGGGGCCGAGGUGGAUGCGGACCCUGGGGGUCGAACCGCACUUCAUGACGCCUGCUCAGACGGCCAUGCUGUCUGUGUCCAGCUGCUCCUCAACAAUGGAGCAGACCCUGAUGUGUUGGCAGAAGACGGCAACUCACCUCUUCAUUUGUGCAACACUGCAGACACCUACCAGUGUGUGGAGCUGUUGGUGCAGAGUGGCGCAGAUGUGAACCUCUCCCACCGCCAGAGCCGCCUCACCCCGCUGCAUGUGGCAGCUCGUCGGGGUCUGGAGGAACAUGUGGAGCUGCUGAUCUCCCACGAUGCCGAUGUGGCUGCCCGGAACCUGGAGGGCGAGACCCCGCUCAACGCUGCCUGUUCUGGGGCGGAGAGGGCGUCUGAGGCCGGCCGGUACCUGCGCGUGGUCCAGCGGCUGCUGGAGGCCGGGGCUGACCCGAGCAAGGCCGGCAAGAAGCAGCACACGCCACUGCACAACGCCUGUGGCAACUGUAGCCCGCGUAUCGCCCGACAGCUACUACAGCACGGGGCCUGUGCAGAUGCCACCAACUGCUUUGGCUACACACCAAUGGACUGCCUGCUGCAGGUGGUAGAGGACUACCCUGACCAGCAGCCUGAGGAUAUCGCUCGCAGCCUUCUCAACCAUGGGGCCCAGCCACCGUCACCAGGGAUGCUGAAGCUCUGUCUCCUGUCUCCGGCCACAUUGGAAGUGAUGAUAAACUGCUACCAUGUGGUCCCAUCUUGUGAGGACUGGAUAGAAGAGGUCCCCGAGGAACUCAAGAUGGCAAAUCAGUCCUUUUUUGAAUCUGUGCAGAGAAUGACAGGACAGCCUCGAUCCUUACAACACCUGUGUCGCUGUUCUCUCCGGUCUUACUUGGGAGGAAAGUGUCACUCAGCUAUAAACAACCUCACUAUCCCCAACUGUAUGAGAGACUACUUGUUACUAUACCUGGAAGGAGAGAUUCGAUAGGUUUAAUAAAACAGGCCCUCGCUACAAAUAGGAGAGUGAACAUGUGAUGAUGUAAAUGUGAUGAUGCACAUGCUACUUUAAAAUGUGAAUAUAAUUAAGAUUUUAUUUUGUAUAACAGAUUAAUAACACUAAGGAAAGUCACAGCCUAUUUAAAGAUGUUUGAUUGUUAAAUAACACAGUCAGUCCAUUCCACACUGUUCUCUAUUUAACAUCCUCAUGUAAUCCUAAUAUCAACAAGGUGCAAAUGACUUUGCCCAGUUGAUGCCUCUUUCAGGUGUAGGCUGUUUAGAUUUCUGCCAAUGGUGCACUAAUAUCUACAAUAAACUCGGUAAAAAAAUUGAGCUGUUACUCAA
This is a messenger RNA of Clupea harengus (Atlantic herring), 1914 nucleotides long. RefSeq names its product ankyrin repeat and SOCS box containing 16 (gene asb16). Gene Ontology annotation, biological process: regulation of transcription by RNA polymerase II; intracellular signal transduction. The record is from RefSeq and is a predicted model, not a curated record. Gene Ontology annotation, cellular component: nucleus. Lineage: Eukaryota; Metazoa; Chordata; Actinopteri; Clupeiformes; Clupeidae. Gene Ontology annotation, molecular function: RNA polymerase II-specific DNA-binding transcription factor binding.